AUGGUGUCGCUCAAGAUUUUCGGCAUUGCUUUGGCUUUCGCUGCUGAAGCAUCUACUCAGCCAACCUACGCCGAUGUUCCCGACAUCAUCCCAUCGAACGCUGCCAGGAACGUUCCGCGUGCUGCACCCUUCAUUCCUGGAGGCAAGAAAGCUGGGUCUGCAGGCGGCAAUGCUGUACCCUUUUGGAAAGAACAUCUUGGCUGGUGGUAUGAUUGGACCCCUAGUCCUCACUCAGUCCCCGGAGUUGUCGGCGUCUCGAUGCUCUGGGGAAAUGGUCAGAACGGGCCUCAUGAUUCCAAGCGCUUUUCAGACUUUGGGAAGUUGACGGAGACUCCUCAAUAUCUCCUAGGCUUCAACGAGCCGGACUGCAAGGGCCAAGAUACUUCUGCCAACAUGAAGGUCACCAACGCUGUCGAAGUAUGGAACAAUCGAAUUGCUCCUUACGGCAGCAAGGGAUCGCUCAUCGGCAGUCCUGCGAUGUGCAUGCAAAAGGAUGAGAAGUGGUUGAAGAAUUUCAACGCCGCUUCUCUACUGCACUCGUGGGACUUUACUGCAAUCCAUAUUUACAAGCCUGACAUGGCAGGUGUGCAAGCCGACAUUGACUAUUAUUGGAAGACCUAUGGAAAGCCGAUCUGGAUCACUGAGUUCGGUUGCGUUUACGACCAGCAAGGCUUUACUCCUUGUUCCCAGCAGACUCAAAUCAACCAAUGGAUCCGGGAUGCUGUCGAUCUGUUUGAGAACAAUGAACAUGUCAUGGCCUAUGCCUACACCGAUGGAGGUGGCCUUGGUCAAGCAUGGCUUCCCACGAAGAACAAUGGGAAGGAACUGUCGGAGUCAGGCAAGACAUAUCUGUCAGCUAUCAGAAAAUAUCACUAG
Molecule: messenger RNA, 876 nt
Organism: Colletotrichum fioriniae
Lineage: Eukaryota; Fungi; Ascomycota; Sordariomycetes; Glomerellales; Glomerellaceae
Biological process (GO): fungal-type cell wall polysaccharide metabolic process
Cellular component (GO): fungal-type cell wall
Source: RefSeq, a predicted model, not a curated record